Lasiosphaeria miniovina is the source of this 812-nucleotide messenger RNA. RefSeq lists its product as uncharacterized. The transcript has a single exon. NCBI's taxonomy places the organism in Eukaryota, Fungi, Ascomycota, Sordariomycetes, Sordariales, Lasiosphaeriaceae. The coding region runs from base 160 to 588 and encodes 142 amino acids. The record is from RefSeq and is a predicted model, not a curated record.
CUGCCUUGGUGGCUCCCAAGUCAGGUCCAGGGUCUGGCGACUCGUGGGUACGCGCUGCAGGCUUUGGCAAGGCUCGCUGCCGCCGAUAUCACAUCUCACAUCCCAAUUGCAUCGAAACUCACAUCAUUCACAAGGCUUUCCCCAAGGCUCGCUCAAUUGAUGCUCCUGGUGCCUGAUUUUCCGGAUUUUGUCUGCCUGCCCGCCAGCCAGCCAGCCAGCCAGCCAGCCACGUUCGGUCUUGUUGGGGAAACGAACUCGGCUCAGGUUGCUCUCGGUCUGAUCGCGGUCUGUGACGUGUUGGCGGGGCAGGCCUCUGGCGAUGCGGCCAUAGUUGCUUAUCACUGUCCCUCGAUGGGUUGCCCUUUCGGGAACGGAAACGCCCAAGGUCAACACGGCAAACACGAAGUUCAGUCCACAAAUCCCAAACCACCCAGCGCUCUGACGUUCGGUUCGGAGAAGCCAGCGAGCACUCCAAACAACGGUCCCGACGCUGUGUCAGGACUCAGCGGUCUGCCAACACCAAUCGGCCCAUGUACCAUUUCCGCGGAUUCUCAAAGCCUUGUGUCUCGCAACCUGUCUCAACUUUGACCACAGCCAGCCGCUCAACAUUGCCGCCAUGGCGCCAAAAGGGAAAAAAAGAAAGACUCAACAAUUAGACAGUCAACGUUUUGAGUGAGGAUCUCUCGGACAUACCAGAGACACGGUCUUGCUUGACCACUCGGAACAUCUGCCAAGUUCUACAAGAACGCUGUCGUACGACAAGAGGCUAGAUGGCUAGCGUGUCUGCUGUCGCAGGCGGCUGCUAACUGUCA